CUCAAACGCUGUGUAUCCCUUGCAAUGAUCGAUAACAGGAGAGAUGGAAGUGGAAGAAAACUUAGAGAGGGAUCUGCAUGCCUUGAGAAGAUUAUACGGCCUCCUUCAGACCACCGGAGAAGUAACUCUAAUGAUGGACGAGGAAAUGAGACUUCUGUUGAAGAAUCUGCUAGACGCUGCAAGAGACCACUUAUUGCACACUCAAACCCAGAUCAUAGCUUCAACACAAUCGCAUUCCAUGCAGCCCAAAGAGGACUUGACAAAUUUCCAACGAAGUAUAUCACCAAAUAUAUUCACGGCAUCUACCACUGCUAGGAAAUUAGAAGAGCAAUCACUCGCCGAGAAUUCGCCUUACCCUUCUUCUACGCAGGCUGUUUCAGAGCAAUCUGGACUUGGUAUAUCCUCACGUAAACGUCAAAACAGGGAGAAAGUCUGCCGAGUUUGUCAGCGAACGAAUCUCAAGCGGAAAAACUCAACUAACACGUGCAUAGAUGAACAUGGGGUGAUUGGACAGGCUAUAGAAUUGUCCCAGCAAUUGUUGGAGCAGAAGGACAAGGGUCUAAGACCAGAGACGGGUAAUGAAAAGCAAAGACAGAAAGGAAAGUGGGAAAUGCAAAAAUUUACAACUCCAGGCAGUUGUUCCAGUUCUUAUGAGGGGAUUCAGAGAGAUAAGAAUCCAGGGCAAACAGCAGGUGAUUUCCCUAAACAAGUGGCUAACUCAAUCAAAUUUAUUGAAUCUAGCAUUUCGACGUUGCACCUUUCUCCUAGUUGUGUGAAUCCAAUAAAAAUUACUAGUCCUGUAAUGCAAUCAAAUGGUGGAGCAAUUACGAGUGGAUUCAAUCAUAAUGGUGAGACUAGUAAAAAGAAUUGGAGGCUUGGGCAGAAGGGAAAGCUUCAAACUAUGGGGGCUACUGAAACUUGCAAACAGGUUCUAAUGAGUAACAGCAAUGCCAAGGUUGACCAAGUGGCUGAGACAUCUUGCCCAGGCCACAGUCAGAACGUGAAGUACAUUUUGCCAUUGGAAAGAGUCAUGCCACUGAGUAAUACUGCGGCAAGUCAAGAUAAUGAGUCUAAGAGAUAUCAGUAUGUUCAUGGGUUACGGAUCCCUCUUAGUGAGGAUGGCCCCCAAAGCCAAAUUGUGAAGAUGAGGAAGAAGCUAUCCAGACAGAUAAUCCAAGACAAUCCCCUUCAUGAUUCAAUGACUCAUGUAAAGGAAGGCAUUGGCAACUUGGUGAAAUCCGGACCAUCUAUGCAACCUAUGCUAGAGGGUUCCACAGCACACAGCAGUAAUAAAAACCUGGCUCAACUGCUUAUGAAACCAACGUUGCUGGAUUAUGAGUCUCCGCCUUUGCAAAGUGGCGAUCGCCAGAUGAACGAAAAGAGAGAGAUCACCAAGAGGCCAUGUGUGGGUCUGCAGAAGCAAAAGACAUUUCCACAUGAACAAGAAUCAGACCAGUCUGCUAUGUCUAGCUCUACCUCUUCCUGCAGCUGGAUUAGUCCGCCGGAGACCGAAACAGGCACCAUCAGCAGUAACAAGUCAAGGAGGCUUAAAAAUGUGCCACUUGAAAGUAGUAUAGAGGAGAGUAACUCUUCUUCUUAUGAAAGCUCAGCAAGUUACAAGGACGUAGAUGUAGGUCCUCCACAAAGGGCUGGUCCUUGCAAAAUGAACAGAUCAAAUUCUGGCAAAGCAAUUGGACGGUUGAGGAGGUUCAAGCACAAAUUAGGACUCAUAUUUCAUCACCAUCAUCAUCACCAUCACCACCACCAUCAUCAAGAAAUUGACACUGACAGUGAUGAUAGUUAUAGUAAUCGCAAAGGGAAGGCACACUCCGGGUCAAUGUGGAAGCACCUAAACAAAAUUUUUCACCACAAACACAAACAGAGGGUUUAUGAGAAAAAAGCGGUUGGGAAAUUGAGAAAAUCAGCAUUCAGUAAGAAUCAGGCUGGACAAUUUCAGGCACUUGUGCGAGGGACGAUGAGGCAUGUUAAGCAUUCAAAGAAGUCAAAGCUGUCCAAGGGCGCAAUUAGGCAUGGUCAUGAUAAGCAUUGGUGGGAAAUGUUUCAGCGCGGCCGUGGGGUUAAGCUGACCAAUGCGAGGCGUGCCAGGCUUCAAUUUAUUAGCAAGAAACCACAGCUAAGAGCGCCUAAGAAAAUGACUUAGCAUACUUAUCCAUGACUAGCUCAUGUCUAUCUUGAAAUAUAAGGUAGGUUUUGAGAUAUUAGGGAGCCGGGACAAAUUCCAGUAAUUAUAG
Messenger RNA from Hevea brasiliensis (rubber tree), 2252 nucleotides. RefSeq lists its product as uncharacterized. NCBI's taxonomy places the organism in Eukaryota, Viridiplantae, Streptophyta, Magnoliopsida, Malpighiales, Euphorbiaceae. Bases 44 to 2161 code for a protein of 705 amino acids. The record is from RefSeq and is a predicted model, not a curated record. The transcript has 3 exons.